Molecule: messenger RNA, 435 nt
Organism: Cryptococcus amylolentus CBS 6039
Lineage: Eukaryota; Fungi; Basidiomycota; Tremellomycetes; Tremellales; Cryptococcaceae
Product: mitochondrial import inner membrane translocase subunit TIM8, variant
Exons: 5
Coding region: 134-343 (69 amino acids)
Source: RefSeq, a predicted model, not a curated record
CAUUACUCGACCACAAAGCACAAAACAGCCAUGUCUGCCCCCGCCCCUAUCCCCGCCCUCGACGAAGCCUCCAAGAAGGAGCUCGAAACCUUCCUCGAGCAAGAGUAUGUAGACAGGUGGAAACGAGAUCUUGAUGCUGAGACCCAAUAGACAAGCCAAGGCCAAACUCCAGGCCAGCAUUCACGAGCUCACCAAUACAUGUUGGAACACCUGUAUCACCGGGUCCAUCAGCUCCAAGUUCUCCAAGUCGGAAGCCCAAUGUCUUGAGAACUGUGUCGACCGAUUUCUCGACUCUUCGCUCUACAUUGUGCGACAGAUUGAGGCUCAAAAACAGCAGCUGUGAGCGGCUGAACAAAAAGAUGUAGAAGGUGAAGGAAAAAUGAUGGCAUAGAAGAAGAACGACAUCCCAAUUCUGCAUGUAUUCGCAUCCUGUAU